AUGGGAUACACUUCAUUGCUCAGAAGCCCCAAGAAAGAAGAACAAGAGGUACCAGAUGCCAUCACCUCCUCAUUGCCAAUUUCUAACCAACCCUACACCUGUGAAGAUUUCAAUAUUUUAGAUGAACUCCAAGGGGUCUUCAACUCCAAGGAGGAUCAAGAGUUGCUGCAUCAAAACUCUUCAAGUGCAGAACUUCACUGGGAUUUCAUGGAAUGGGAGGAAUUCGCCCCCAUUGGAGAGGAAGGAGAAGAUGAAAACGAAGGGAAAGAGAAUGUUACAGAGGGCAUGAGCCAUUACCUUUUUGAGGAGCAGCAGAUAAAGAGAGAAAGCAUUGUUGGGUUCUGGGAAGUGGAUGAUGAGAAGAUGGUCGCUUUGAACUUGAACUUGAACUAUCAAGAGGUUUUGGAUGCAUGGUCUGACCGAGGGUCUCUCUGGGCUGAUGACUGUUCUCUUUCAUUCGCCACCAACAAUGGCUACUAUAAUGGAGAAGUGCCAGUGUUGGAAGAAGAGAGAGCAAGGAGGGAAGCAAGUGUUCUUAGAUACAAAGAGAAACGUCAGAACAGAUUGUUCUCAAAGAAGAUAAGAUACCAAGUUCGGAAAUUAAACGCUGAUAAAAGACCAAGAAUCAAGGGUCGCUUUGUGAAGAGACACUGA
Sphenostylis stenocarpa is the source of this 654-nucleotide messenger RNA. The record is from the annotation of a GenBank genome assembly. NCBI's taxonomy places the organism in Eukaryota, Viridiplantae, Streptophyta, Magnoliopsida, Fabales, Fabaceae.